Messenger RNA from Diversispora eburnea, 601 nucleotides. NCBI's taxonomy places the organism in Eukaryota, Fungi, Glomeromycota, Glomeromycetes, Diversisporales, Diversisporaceae. The record is from the annotation of a GenBank genome assembly.
UAAAGCACUUGCUAAAAAAUUGGAUUGCUAUAUUUCUAGGGAUUUUGGUGGAUCAGGAUAUCCCGCAGUAAAAGAACUUGGAAUUGAUGUGAUAAAUUCUGGUAAAAAAGUAAUGGUAAGGGGGUGGAUACGUAGUGAAAAAAUUUCCAUUCCCAUUCCGGAUAUCUUCAAAUUAGAAUCACAAAAAACUCCUUUACCUAAAUGUUUAGGCGAAUCUUUUGAGCAUUUUUUAGUUCUUAAUAAGCCAAAAUGCAAAUUAGUUUUAGGUGAAAGAUGGUUAGAUCGAUUAAUGGAUAGAAUCAGAGAACAUAUAUACCCAGAACCAGAAAAUUUUAAGUAUUAUCGUAUGUAUCGUUCCAUGGAAUAUUAUUAUAAAAUGUAUAAUCAAUGGUAUAAAAAAGAGAAACGUACUCUUUCUUUACAAAAAUUUUAUAAGCUAUUAUUUCCGGAUUAUACAUUUGAUUUUAAGGCUCCAACUGACCUGAGUGAAUAUUAUGAUUCAGAAUAUUCUGAAACAGAAUCUGAAUCUAGCGAUUCUGGGAUAGAGUUUGAAUUUAGCGAUUCUGAAGCAGAGAAUGUACCUUUCCCAGUUAUAAGUUGA